Molecule: messenger RNA, 2059 nt
Organism: Pungitius pungitius (ninespine stickleback)
Lineage: Eukaryota; Metazoa; Chordata; Actinopteri; Perciformes; Gasterosteidae
Product: scaffold attachment factor B1
Exons: 7
Coding region: 145-954 (269 amino acids)
Source: RefSeq, a predicted model, not a curated record
ACAAACAAGCGGAGCGCGGUCCUCUCCGUUUCGCCAGAUUCUGAUUCUCCGCCAAGUUGAGCUACACGUCAGUGGGGAACCUGUACUGGUGACCGGACGUGUGCAGCGCGCGUCAGGCGGUUCCCGGAUGCACGGAACGGAGACAUGGAACGGGUAGCGGUGGAAGUGCCGACCAACAACGGGUUCUCGCUCGCUGGCCACUCGACGACCCCCCGGAAGCGGCAGGUGCGCUUUUCAGCCCGCCAUGACAUCAUCCUGCUGCGGGAGGUGGUCGCCCGGAACCCCUUUGCCUCCAAAGAGCCAGGGCGGGUGUGGGCCCGCGUGGGGGAGAUCAUCACCGCGUCGCUCCAGGAUGAGAACUUUGAGGUGGAUGCCAGGAGGUGUAGGGAGAGGACCAUGCUGCUGCUGGACUACUACAAGAAACAAGACUUUCCCAGUCUGCGCCGAUUUGGAACGGAGAGGUUGUACGCUCAAAAGGAAGAUCUGCUCCACGAGGUGUUGGAGCUGGAGGCGGAGAAGGGGAUGCUGGCCGGCGGCGAGAACUCAAAGUACCAGGAGGACGAACUGAGAAAGCGAGCCAUGGAAGAACUAACCCUCCCAGAACAAGACAAACCCAACAUCACCAUCACACACACACACAUUGCAGCAGAACCAGAAGAUGCCGGCGAGGAGAUGGCAGAGGCGCCCACUGCCAAGAGGCCCUGCCAGUGCUGCUGCCAGACCUACUCUGAGAUUCUCAGCUUCCUGGAGAAACGCUCGGAGGCGGAGCAACGCCUACGAGAGGAGGAGCUUUCCCUGCGCAGGGAGGAGCUGGAGAUUCAAAGGAGUAAGAUCUCUCUAGAGAGGGAACGUCUGGCAGCCGAGAGGAAAGAAAGGGAACGGAGAUUUGAGCUGGAGAGCCAAGAGAGGCAGGUGAUCUUGGACCUUUUGAAAGAAAAGGUGCUAAAAGGCUGAAAAAUCUGCAGCCAAUGCCAGCUUCUACGAGAAGUUAACGCGUUACAUACCAUGGAAGAAAAAAAACAUAGUUGACCGCUGAAAACGGGGAAAGGAAACCAAGGAAACAGGAAGUGAAAAGACUAAUUGCCAAUUGCCAGGCAAGUAAAUGGUGGGCAGUAUUGCGGUGGCUCUCCACAUGUAUGCAGGAAUAUACUUUAUGUGUGUCUGGUGCAGUGUAUGGUGUUUGAAGGCCGCAAAAUGUGCAUAAACCAGCUGCAGGUAGCUGAGCCGUCCCAGUGGACACCCUCCGACUUGUAUUCCUUACGGCCCGGGUGCACAAAGAGUUAAAAAGCGCUGAGACCGCUGGAGUGUGCUCUGAGGGUGUGGUGCUUGUGUGUUCGGUGAGCCAUUUACUGACAGACUCCGUUUCUCAUCAGUCCUGUUGGCACCGUGUUCUGUUCUGGUGCCAGCAUGAAAUUAGGAGCUAUGAAAAAAGCACCUUAUCGUGCAGCUCAAGCUCAAAAUGUACCAGGACGAUAAAAUGUUUUUGUUUAGCAACUUCUUUUGUAGGUAUUUUGGUUAAAAGAAGAAGUAUAACUAUAUUUUACUGUGAAUCCACUGUGUAUUGUUUGGUAGUGAUUUAUUUAUUUUUUACAAACAAUACAUCGUCCACGUCUAUAUACGUCCUCAGUUUUAUUUGUCUGAAAAAGGUAUAGUUAACAGCCAUUGGUCUCAUAUAUAUGGAAUUCAUGGAAACGCAGUUUCAUUUAAUGACAUUUGCUCCCGGACUUCUGUAUAUUUUUUAUUAAAAAAUGCUAUUUUUCUUCAAGUCCACAUGACAUUUUUAACCUAUGCUGUAUAAAAUGAAACUAAAAAAAUAAAAAUACAUGAGCAUCAAAGAAUGUGUCCCAUUCCUACCCAUCAAAGAGCUGAUAGUUGAAUGAUUCCAGGGGUGCUCCCAUUAAAUUCCUUUUGAUCUUUUGUUAAUGGCAUAACUGUCCACCAAAUGUCAUUUAGGUAGGUUUCUUUUUUAGAUAACCUAGUAAACUACACAAAAACAAGAUCAAAUAGACUUCAUGUACUGUCUGUGAAAUUAGAUCUUACAUAUAUAAUGUGUUCAGUU